Messenger RNA from Rotaria sordida, 1053 nucleotides. NCBI's taxonomy places the organism in Eukaryota, Metazoa, Rotifera, Eurotatoria, Philodinida, Philodinidae. The record is from the annotation of a GenBank genome assembly.
AUGAAUAUUGAAUUAGUUCCAGAACGACAAUAUCAAGCGUUCAAUAGUGUCGCUGGUCGUCAUCAUCAUCAUCAACCAAUAUGGCAAAACAUAAAAAAUUUAUUAAAAAGUUGUUUUGGUACUCAAUCUGAUAGUCGUUUAUUAAAUCGAGAUGGUUCACUUAUUGAUAUAAAUCGUUUACGACAAAAUAUUAAUGAUGAACAACAAUCAUAUAAAAAACGUCAUAUAACAUGGCCGUAUCUAUUAAAUAUUUAUUCACCAUCAAUGACAAAUUCGGAUAAAAAAAUUUAUCAAAAUCGAGCCAGAAUUCGUUAUAACAGAUUGAAACGAACAUGGCAAGAACGUGUGUCUCAAGGUGAUUCAUUUUAUGUAACAUUAGCUGAUACAAUAUUAAAAGAUGUUCGUCGUACUGAUCGACAUAUUAAAUUUUUUAAAAAAAAAAAACAAAUAUUAUUUAAUAUAAUGAUGACUUAUAGUGUUUAUCAUCCAAAUCCAGGUUAUAGUCAAGGUAUGACUGAUAUGUUAACUCCAAUUGUUUAUGUAUUUAUUGAUGAAUCAAUGAGUUAUUUUGCAUUUUGUUCAUUAAUGAAUCGUUAUAUGAGUUCACUUUUUGAUCAAGAUCAAAUUGAAAUAAAUCGUCGUAUUCGUUUAUUUAAUUUAAUACUACAUUCAAUUGAUAAUGAACUUUGGAAUAAAAUAAAUGUUAAUGAAGAAAAUUAUCUGUAUGUUUAUCGUUGGUUAUUACUUGAUUGUAAAAGAGAAUUUUAUCGAUUUAAUCAUGUUCUUCGUGUACUUGAACUUGUUUGGAUUAAUUCAAUAUCACCUUUUGUUAUUUCACAAUCCAUAACAAAUUAUCGAUCGCUUUUUACAAUAUUUAUUUGUAUAUCAAUUUUACAAGAAGAUCGUCAAAUAAUUUUCUCUUAUUCAAAUGAUGAAGAUUUACAUAAAUAUUUUUUUUCUUCAUCAUCAUCUUCAAGAUCUCAUCGUUCAACUAAACGAAUUUUACAACAAGCACAAAUAAAUUAUUCAAAUUAUAUAUUGUCACAAAAAUAA